Prunus avium (sweet cherry) is the source of this 949-nucleotide messenger RNA. RefSeq lists its product as uncharacterized. Lineage: Eukaryota; Viridiplantae; Streptophyta; Magnoliopsida; Rosales; Rosaceae. The record is from RefSeq and is a predicted model, not a curated record.
ACCGUGGCCACAGGGUAUCAUUCAACAUCAGAAUGUCCCAAUUAUAAGUCAAGUUGCAAACCAAAGUCUCCACCAUGGAACUUUGACACUGUCUACUUAAACGUCAUUCAACAUCAGUGUCAAAGCCUUCCUAGGAAUCAACUCUCUCCAAGCUGCCAUGUCCGCAGGAGUCGUCGCGGUAGUGCAGAAGAAGAAGACUUUGAUUUCUGGGAAACGAACAUGUUGUUGAGAUGGAUCAAAGAUGAGUCUACUCCUUUGCUCCCCAACAACCACCACUAUAGUAAUCCUUGUACAAUGACGACGUUGUCACAAAGACAAGCAGAAAUUGUUCAAAGUAGGAGGGAGAUGAUGGAAAUGAUCCAAGACAUGCCCGAGUCAUGUUACGAACUUUCUCUAAAAGAUAUUGUUGAUGAUGAGCAACAAGGUGCUCAGGGGGUUAGAGAAGAAGAAACUGAUGCCAAAGAGACAAGUUUCAGCUUUCGCAGUGAAGAAGAAGUCCAAAUCAGGAAGCAAAAGAGUAACGUGAAGAAGAAAAGCAGCUAUGAAAUAUCAAGGACUUCAAGCAUGGAAAGUGAAACUUUCCUAAUUAAGAUGUUCUUUCCAACUUUUCUAGGUUCAAAGAAGAAACUAAAACCACCUGGGAAUUGCUCCUCAAAAGUUUCGCCAAGCCCUUCAUUAUCAUUAAAGAACAACCAUAAAGAUUGGUGUAAGAUAAGGGCAUUUUUCCUUGCAGGAGUAAAUAAAAACAGUCAGGGAAACAACAGCAGCAGCAGCAGCAGCAGCCGAACUAGGUUUUCUGAUGAGACCAAUACCUUACCUGGGUGCUGGUUCUUCUUCCACAGCAAGAAAAGCAAAACCAAGAGACAAAGGGGAUGCUUAUUGUAAAGAGAUAUUUAGUCAUAUACCCAUUCUUAGCAAUAAAACUAUAAAUAAACCCUACACCAUUUUU